Ahaetulla prasina is the source of this 1520-nucleotide messenger RNA. RefSeq names its product Q-nucleotide N-glycosylase 1 (gene QNG1). Lineage: Eukaryota; Metazoa; Chordata; Lepidosauria; Squamata; Colubridae. The transcript has 5 exons. The coding region runs from base 62 to 1243 and encodes 393 amino acids. The record is from RefSeq and is a predicted model, not a curated record.
CCUUGUUUGGCCAUGUGAGUAGAGAACGAGGAGAAAAAUUUUUGUUCUCUUCCUGCCUGUCAUGAAAACCCAGAAGCAGCCAAGAAUCAAAUACCAAUCUGAAUGCGACUUGGCGCCUGCCGGUGUGAAAAUACUCCAGGGAAUCGGAUCGGAUUGGCAGACGAGCGCUGCUCCUGUUGGUCAAAGACUAACACAUUUAUUCAGAAACAAGGAAAAUAUGGAAGCAAUUUUAAAUCCUAAGGAAUCUGCCAAGCUUAUAGCAGAAAACAGCAAAGAUGUGUACAUUGAAGACGGUGGUGUGCAAAAGGUUGCAGAGAUGUUGUUUGAUAAAGUCACAGAGAAGGAAUUCAGUGUGGCUGGCUGGAAGUCUUCUCAUGAGUUAAACCCUCAAGAAGCAAGUGAAGAUGCAGUGAACUGGGUAUUUGUUGCUGAUGUGCUCAAUUUUUCCUUUUGGUCUGAACAUGAAGACCAUAAAUGCUUGGUGAAAUACAAAGGCAAGACUUACAGUGGCUUUUGGUCUCUUUGUGCUGCCAUCAACAGAGCACUUGAUGAAGGAACACCCAUUACUAGUGCUUCUUAUUAUGCCACUAUGACCUUGGAUCAGGUGAAGCAUGCAUUUCGUUCUGAUACAGAGGUGCCUAUGCCUUUAAUUGAGGAGAGACAUCACGUACUAAAUGAAGCUGGAACAAUUCUGCUGGAGAAAUUUGGGGGCUCCUAUCUCACAUGCGUUAAAGAAAGUGGGAAAAGUGCCCAAAAAUUAUUACAGAUAAUAGUGGAAAAUUUUCCAUCUUUUAGAGAUGAAGCUACAUUUCAGGGUAGAAAGGUAGCUUUUUACAAACGGGCGCAAAUCCUUGUGGCUGACACCUGGAGUGUGUUGGAGGGGAAAAGAGAUGGCUGCUUCAGUGAUAUUUCCAAAAUCUCUAUAUUUGCUGAUUACAGGAUACCACAAGUUCUUGUUCAUUUAGGAGCAAUGAGAUAUUCAGAAGAAUUAAUGAACAAACUUAAGAAAGGGCAUAUGUUCCAGUUUGGAGACAAUCAGGAAGUGGAGAUUCGAGGUUGUAGUAUUUGGUGUUGUGAGCUUAUCUGCAACGGUUUGCUUGAACUUUAUAAAAAGAAAGGUGACAACAUGAGUGAAAAGAUUAAUGCGGUUCUCCUUGAUUAUUAUCUAUGGGACUAUGCUCGGGAUCAUCGAGAAGAUAUGAAAGGAGUACCUUUUCACUGUGUACGUUCCAUAUACUAUUAAUACCAUUUAUACAUGAUAAUGAUAUAAAGCAUCAAAAUCUCCAAAAUUUCUACAUAUAAUUUGGAUUUUUAAAAAAAAAAUUGGCAUGGCUGCCCACGUGUUAAUUUAAGAUUUGGGUCUUUAAUCUCCAUUUUAUCAGAAGAAAGGCAUUUUCUUGAAUAUUGACAUUCCAAUUCUGUAAGCAAUAUAUUUCUUUAAUGGGUUUGAUUAAAAUGUAUGAAACUGGUAAAAAAAAUCUGGAUUACAUAUAAAAUAAAAUAAAAAUCUUACAAAUUAA